Molecule: messenger RNA, 1226 nt
Organism: Armigeres subalbatus
Lineage: Eukaryota; Metazoa; Arthropoda; Insecta; Diptera; Culicidae
Product: chitotriosidase-1-like
Exons: 7
Coding region: 75-1199 (374 amino acids)
Biological process (GO): carbohydrate metabolic process; chitin catabolic process
Cellular component (GO): extracellular region
Molecular function (GO): chitin binding; chitinase activity
Source: RefSeq, a predicted model, not a curated record
GCACUUGGAAGGUUCAACUUAUCGUGUCUGACUAAAGUUUCAAUAACGCCUUACUAUUUUAAGUGAAAUUCAACAUGAUAAAAAUUGUAUUUUUUUUGAUAAUUUUCAUUUUUCAUCACAACGCGGCUCAAAAUAUCGUUUGCUAUUAUGAUAGUCACGUUGCCAACUAUCCUAAUCCACUACUACCGGAUGCAUUGAGUGCUGCAAAGUGCACUCAUUACACCUACAUCGGUAUUGGAUUGCACCCGAAUGGCGAAAUACGGUUUUUAAACGAUAAGUUCGACACAGAUAUUGGCUUCUUGUUUUUCCAAAGCCUCCGUACAGCCGAAACAAAAUUGAUGAUCCUGCUAGGGGGAAUUCACGAGAGCAGUGCCACAUUUUCCAAAGUCGUAGCCAAUUACCAGGACACCCUCAUCAAUAACAUAGCCCUGUUUCUGACCCGCUACAACUUUGAUGGCAUCGACAUUGACUGGCGGUACCCAGCAAGUCGAGGUGGCCAAGCAUCCGACAAGGCCAAUUUCCAGAAAUUCAUCAUUCGUCUUCGAGCUAGGCUCAACAUGAUAAACAAGCUGUUGGCGGUGUCCGUUUCGCCAAACAAGUCCGUGUUCUCUGGCGCUUAUGAUAGCACAACGUUGAGCUUGUAUGCUGAUAUGAUUAAUGUAUUUGCGUUCAAUUUUACCGAUGUUGUGGAGACAACGACCAGUAACAUUUCCCCAUUGUAUACCGACAUGACUAGCCCAGCAAGCGUGAACUCAUCAAUCGUCGAUUGGAUUUCGACCAAGGUACGGAAAAGCAAGCUGAACCUUGUGGUGGCCACGUACGCCCGCACGUACACGUUGGCCAGGGAAACCCGCACGGCCGUGGCAUCGCCAAUUAGUGGACUCGGAGAUGCCGGAUCAAACACCCAAAAGGCCGGCUAUUUAGCGCAGUACGAGCUAUGCCCGUUGAAAACAAAUUACGCAACCAUUGCCGACGGUGGCACCGCAACCGUCUACUACACAAAGGGUUCGAGCUGGAUUAGUUCGGAGACGGAGGACACACUGGCUCAGAAGUACUCCUACGCGGUGAUAAACGGCCUUGGCGGGGUGGCCAUUUAUACGCUCGAUUGGGACGAUUGGACCAAUGAUUGUGGUAUGGGGUCGUUCCCGUCCGCUGCCCUUGCCCGGGAUUAUCUGUAUUCUGGUACAAACGGCGCCUAGAGCUAUUGAUUUUUCAAUUUGCAAUAG